Acanthamoeba castellanii str. Neff is the source of this 2430-nucleotide messenger RNA. Its product is annotated as DNA replication licensing factor mcm3, putative. NCBI's taxonomy places the organism in Eukaryota, Discosea, Longamoebia, Acanthamoebidae. The record is from RefSeq and is a predicted model, not a curated record. Gene Ontology annotation, molecular function: single-stranded DNA helicase activity; single-stranded DNA binding; ATP binding. Gene Ontology annotation, cellular component: nucleus; MCM complex. The transcript has 10 exons. The annotation marks the transcript as partial. Gene Ontology annotation, biological process: double-strand break repair via break-induced replication; mitotic DNA replication initiation; DNA replication.
CGCUCCAGGCUUCUGUCUGAUCCGUUGGUCUACAUCGAAGCCUUCACGGAGGCUCUCAAGGAAGAGUCAAAGCGACUGGAGGAAGAGAGUGCGAGCGAGGGCAAGACCGCGCGCAUGGCCUCCUCCAUCAUGGAAGCUCCGCGCCAGCAGUGGUUCGUGGGUUUCACGCCCAACCUGGGUCCUGCGCACCACGUCUCGCCGCGCAGCCUCACCACCGACUUUCUGCGCACCCUCGUCGUCGUGGAGGGCAUCAUCACCAAGUGUUCGCUCGUGGUGCGGAGCGUGCACUACUGCCCGCGCACCGGCGAGGUGCUCUAUCGCAACUACCGCGACGCGGCGACAACGACCGGCAUCCCCACGUCGGCCAUCUACCCGACCCACGACGACAACAAGAACCCGCUCGAGACCGAGUUUGGCUGGAGCGUGUACAAGGACCAGCAGACCGUGACCAUCCAGGAGAUGCCCGAGCGCGCUCCGCCCGGACAGCUGCCGCGCUCGGUCGACGCCAUGCUCGACCACGAUCUGGUCGACCGCGUGAAGCCCGGCGACCGCGUCCGCGUGGUGGGCGUGUUCAGGGCCGUCCCGCUCGGCAGCAAGCUGGGCAACAACGUGACCAAGGCCAACUUCCGCACCAUUCUCGUGGUCAACAACGUUGAGAUAAUCGGCAAGGAGUCGCUCGACACCUUCAUCACCGAAGACGACAUCAGGAACAUCAGGGCCGAGGCCCGCCGAUCCACCGGUCCCGGCGACGAUAUCUUCUCUCGCAUGGCGCAGUCCCUCGCGCCCUCUAUUUUCGGCCACGACUACAUCAAGAAGGCGCUGCUGCUCUUCCUCAUGGGCGGCAACGAGAAGAAUCUCGAGAAUGGCACUCACCUCAGAGGUGAUAUCAAUCUUCUGUUGGUGGGUGACCCUUCGACCGCCAAGUCGCAGCUGCUGCGUUUCAUUUUGCACAUCGCCCCGCUGGCCAUCUCCACCUCUGGCCGAGGCUCUUCGGGCGUCGGUCUCACCGCCGCCGUCACCACCGACAGCGAGACGGGCGAGCGGAGACUCGAGGCCGGUGCGAUGGUGUUGGCGGACAGGGGUGUGGUGUGCAUCGACGAGUUCGACAAGAUGUCCGAGGAGGAUCGCGUGGCCAUUCACGAAGUCAUGGAACAGCAGUCGGUCACCAUCGCCAAGGCCGGCAUCCACACCUCGCUCAACGCCCGGUGCAGCGUGCUGGCCGCGGCCAAUCCUGCCUACGGCCAGUACAACCGGCACAAGAAGCCGUCGGAGAACAUCCGCCUGCCCGACUCGCUGCUCUCGCGUUUCGAUCUCCUCUUCAUCGUUCUCGACGAGCUCAAUCCAGCGCACGACAGGUCCAUCACCGAGCACGUGCUGCGAUCGCACAUGUACCGCCCGCCGGGCGAGCUGGAGGGCACGCCCCUCGACAUGUCCGACGGUCACCACGACCUGAUGUCGGAGCUGUCGGCCCACCGAGAGGACGUCGUGGAGACGCCCAUGUUCCAGAAGCACAACCCGCUGCACAGGCGGAAGAAGGAGGGCGGCGAGGAGAAGCGUCAGCUCUACACGAUGGAGUUCAUCAAGAAGUACAUCAUCUACGCCAAGAACCGGUUCCAGCCGCAGCUCAUGGACGACGCCGAGGACUACAUCGCCGAGGAGUACACCAAGCUGCGCGGCAAGAUGGACGUGCGCACGCAGCCUGUCACCGCCCGUACGCUCGAGACCCUCAUCCGUCUGUCGGCGGCCCACGCCAAGUGCCGGCUCUCGCACGAAGUGACCAGGGAGGACGCCGAGGCUGCCGUGGCGCUGGUCAACUAUGCCCUCUACCAUGAGGCCCAGCCCAGGGCCAAGCAAGCGGCGACGAAGGGCCAGGGCCAGACCGCUGGCGGUCAGGAGGAGGAGGACCAACACUCGACCAAAGCCGUCGCUCCCAACAAGCGACCGGCGCCGUCGGCCGACGGAAACGGAAACGCUAGGCCGACCCGGGCCGUGCGGCAGCAGCCACCGGCGGCGCAGAAUGGCGCUGGCAAGGCGACGACGGCCAACACCAAGGGCAGGGGCAAGGGCAAGGAGAAGAUGGAUGUGGAAGAUGAGGACGACGACGAUGGUCUUGACCCCAUGGACGAAGAGCAGAUGGAGGCUGACGGCGAUGGCAUGGUUGAAGAGGAGCACGACGACGACGAUGACGAAGACGAUGAUGCGGACGUGGCCGAAGUCACCGAGGAAAGGGUGCGUGCGGUGAAACAGGCCCUGUUCCAGCUUCGCACAGAACGGAGCUCCAAUGCGCUCUCCAUCGACGACCUCGAGCAGAAGCUCAAGAAGAUGAACGCCAAGAUGAACCACGCGACCGUGGAGGCCAUCCUGCUGGAGAAGCUGGAAGACACCAUCUGCUACUUGAAGGAGGCGGGACAAAUCUUCCACCUCGUCUGA